AGUCUCCCCUAAACGAUGGCCACAUGCAAGAAGAUAUUUUAUUUUGUCUUUGCUUUGUUCUUCAUUUUGGCUCAACUGCCUUCAGGUUGUAAGGCAGGACUUGAGUAUUCCCAGUCAUUUCCAGGAGGUGAAUUUGCUGUGUGUGAGACAUGCAGACUUGGUCGGGGUAAAUGCAGGAAGGUGUGCAUGGAGGAAGAGAAGGUUGAUGGAUACUGCAAGCUGAACUUUUUCUGUUGCCGGCAGAGGGUAUGA
Castor canadensis (American beaver) is the source of this 252-nucleotide messenger RNA. RefSeq names its product beta-defensin 12-like. NCBI's taxonomy places the organism in Eukaryota, Metazoa, Chordata, Mammalia, Rodentia, Castoridae. Gene Ontology annotation, biological process: innate immune response. Gene Ontology annotation, cellular component: extracellular region. The record is from RefSeq and is a predicted model, not a curated record.